Messenger RNA from Psammomys obesus (fat sand rat), 1407 nucleotides. RefSeq names its product BCL2 interacting killer (gene Bik). Bases 454 to 1032 code for a protein of 192 amino acids. Gene Ontology annotation, biological process: apoptotic mitochondrial changes; apoptotic process; male gonad development. The transcript is spliced from 4 exons. The record is from RefSeq and is a predicted model, not a curated record. NCBI's taxonomy places the organism in Eukaryota, Metazoa, Chordata, Mammalia, Rodentia, Muridae.
UGCCAAUGUAUACAGGUGGGAAUUGAACUCUGGCCCUCUGCGAGAGCAGUCUACACUCUAAAUGGCUGAGUGGUGCCACCAGCCCUGACUUGGGUUUCUGAGAUGGGAUCUGGGGCCGACAGCUCCCUGAUGAAGCUGGGCUGGCUGUAAGCCCCGGGGACCCUGUUUCCACCUCCCCUGUGCCGAGGUUCCUGGCAUGUGGCACUGUGCCCAGCCUUGCGUUCUGGAGAUCUUCAGUUAGGUCCUCCUGCUUGGAUGGUAAAGAUGAGCACUUCAUCCUCUAAGCUUCUCCCAGCACUUGGAGAAACUUGGUUUGAGGCUCAAGGUCUGGUGACUGGGUACUGUGUCUCAGAGCUGUGGCUGGGCAAAUGGUAUUAGCAGGCUCUGUGACAGACUCAUCCGAGGUGCAGAGGAGGGUCAGGAACACUCAUACUCCAAGGCCUUGCAGUCCUCAUGUUCCCCACAUACCAAGCGCCUACUUUGGUCUCUUGUUCUGAUCCCCAGCAGCCACCAUUGCAUAGCGCUGGGAACCCAGCCACACUGGGCCUAUUUUAUCCCGCAGAAGACAUGUCAGAGGUGGGACUCACGGCCACAGACCUCAAGACUCUCCCACAUGAGCAAGGCCCCGUGGCCUCUGGGGCUCCCAGCGUGAAGGAGACCGGAGGUGGAGAAAACGUUAGUCCUAUGAGAGACUUGGACCUCGAGGAGUGCCUGGAGGGCAGAAACCGGGUGGCCCUGAGGCUGGCCUGCAUCGGUGAUGAGAUGGACCUAUGUCUGCGGAGCCCCCGUCUGGCCCAGCUGCCAGGGAUUGCCAUGCACAGACUCACUGUCACCUACAGCCAAAUGGGUGUCAGGGGUAUUUUCCGAAGCUUGACUCGUGGCCUCACCAACCUUAGGGAAAACAUCUGGGCCUGGAGGGUCCUGACUCCUGGAGCCCAGGUGUCACCCGACCAGGACCACGGACAGCUGUUUCCCAUGGUGCUGCUGGUCCUCUUGCUGCUGGGUGAGGCCUGGCAUUUGCAGCUUCAGUGAGGUCCAGUGGGGGCAGGGCUGGCCCCUGCCCCUCAACUACCCCCUAGAGGUGCCGGCACCCUAACUGUGGUGUUUUCUGACUACCCCCCCCCUUUUUUUAUAUUUAACUCAGGAUAGUGCUGACAUUUCAUACAGGUUUUCUGGGUUUUUGUAAGGCAAAUGAAUUCACCUCAGGGACAUUACUGGCUAAAAGCCCCUGAGGCCUGGCUGGCCCCUCUCUCUUGACCCCUGCCUGCCUUCCUCUCUGCAGGCUGGUCCUGUGGCCAUCAGUGGGGGGAGUGCUGGACACACCCCUGUCUGUGAAGCCUUGAGGCACAGAAUCUACUGGACUAGAUUCCUUUGGGGUGCAGAGUUCAAUAAAGUGUUGUUUCUGGA